Molecule: messenger RNA, 1258 nt
Organism: Drosophila persimilis
Lineage: Eukaryota; Metazoa; Arthropoda; Insecta; Diptera; Drosophilidae
Product: abscission/NoCut checkpoint regulator
Exons: 4
Coding region: 31-1077 (348 amino acids)
Biological process (GO): abscission; mitotic cytokinesis checkpoint signaling
Cellular component (GO): centrosome; cleavage furrow; midbody
Molecular function (GO): phosphatidylinositol-3-phosphate binding; metal ion binding
Source: RefSeq, a predicted model, not a curated record
CGACUAUAUAUUUUUUGUUUCCUCGCCAUCAUGAGCUGCUUCGGCUGCAGCCGCAAAUAUGGAUUAUUUAGCAAAGAGUAUGGGUGUCCCAACUGCGGCUUCUCCUACUGCUCAAAGUGUCUGAAGAGGCCAAUACCGGUACCUCGGUUCGCAGGGAAGGUGCUGAAUGUCUGCUUAAUUUGCUACGAUAAACUGUCCAAGAUACAGACCUGUAUCGAUCAUGAAAAAGUCAUUGACUGCGAUGCAUUGCCCGGGGAACUUGUUACCAAACUGCGCCUACCACAUCCUUUAAAUAGUUCCACCCGGUUGGAACUCGAAAAGGCAGACGUACUUUUCAACAGUGUUUUGCCGUCUGAGGAACUGGCAGCAGUUCUGGCACCCAUAAGGACCGCAGGGGACUCUACAAAAGAAGACAUUGAAGAAAAUUUGGAUAGUGCAAUAGCAAAACGAUUGCAGAAUCUUAAAGAUGUCGAUGCAACAGACGAUGAAAUUCGGACACGUCUCGCUAACAUAAGUGGCCUUACCGAUCAAAAGAACUACUACAAAAAGGAUUUGCUGCUUUCCACGGAUCAAAGAAGUGACCAGGAAAAAAUUAAAGAUUUGCUUGAUCAGUUUAUGGAUGAAACCCAGUUGGAUCAGAAAGUGGAAACCCAACGUAACGAUGCGAUUUCCGACAUUGAACGACGUUUGUGUGCACUACGGAAUGCCCCACUUGAUAAUGAGGCAGGUACGGGUGCAAAGCUAUCGAAAACUUUAAAUACUCCCAGCGAAAACGAGGAUGAAGAAAUGAUCCUAAGAAAUGUAAUAAAAAAGUACGUUGCAGAAUCAAGUUUACUAACUGGGCAAAGCAACCUAAAUGAUGGCGUUGAGGGUGAGCUGGCCAAAAAUAGUAUUACUGAGGAGCUGCCUUGGUGUAAUAUUUGUAAUGAGGAUGCCGUCUUUCGUUGCCGUGGAUGCGAUGGCGAAUUAUUCUGCUCCCAGUGCUAUAGAGAAUAUCACGACGAUGAUGAAGAGUAUCGAGCGCAUGUUAAGUUGGAGUACAGUUCUCCGCCUAAAUUUACAGAAAACCACUUCUAGUUCAGUGUUUCGGCUCAUUGUUUUUUAUUUGUAAGCUUAUUUUUCCUGCUAAGAAUGAAAAAAAAUUUGUAAUAUACAAUCAAACUAUUUAUUAGAUAGAUGGUUAACAUUUAUUGCGCCAACUAAGGUUUUCAAUAAAUUUACUAAACAGCCUGACGGAGGCGAAUAUUGUUGAUCAGAA